CACGACCUCGCAGCGGUAAGACGCGUUGCCGUCGUCUCCGUUGGAGAGGAGAGCAAAAUUAAAGAGAAAAAAAAGAAAACAAAAACGCGCUUCUUCGCUCGUCGCAAGGCGACGAGGGUAAUGGCCACUGUGUGCUUCGUGGAGUAAGAACGGUGGCUCGUCGGCAGUUUUAUAAUCGCGUCCGCAUCUGAAUUCCGACGGCGCGGGUGCGCGAACGAACGAACGAACGAACGAACGAACGAACGAGCGAGCGAGCGGAAAUACCGGUGGAGAUUCGCCCGUCGAUCUCGCGCGAAUAGUCAAUUGUGAAUCGUUGCAUUAAAAUCGUAUCGUAUUAUAAUUGGUCGCCGCGGUCGCGGUUUCGCGUGCGCGCGCGCGCUCGCGACUCCUGUCCUCGGUCCUCGCGAGCGCUUCUGGUUUCCCGGUGAAUAUAGUAUAGUAUAUAGUGCGUGCGGAUCACAAGUGCCCAGCAGCCAAGUGUGUACGAGCUCUUAUGUGUGCGGCCCGUAGUCGAGUGUGCGUUGUCGCGCUGCCGGCGCUCGGAUCCCUCGUCGGCCUCGUCGGCCUCCACGAACGGUGGAUUUAUCAGGCGCGGCGUCGUCUCCCCUAGGCGCGUUUCGGACCUCGCCAUCCCUCCGCCCUCGCCACCCCUCGCCAGCGACAACGACGACGACGACGACGGCGGUGGUGGUCCAUCGACUCGACCUUAACUUUCUGGCUUUGGUUGUCUUGGAUAUUAAUAUCCCGCUCCGCUUUUCAUCACUUCGGUCCAAAGGCGCGGAAUAAUUCGGAACAACGGCUCGCUUCUUGCUGAAAACAAUCCUCCGUUAUUAGACGACUGCAAUAAGCGUAAUCGCCGGCUCGAAAGUAACGUAUCCGGCACUCUCACGAAAGAAUCGUAAAGGAGAAACGGAUGAUUGCAACGAGCUGCCAAUUAAAGAAAUGGAUACGGUAAUUACAAAGCCGCGUCGGCGACUAGGAAUACGGGCCAAUUCGGCGCGUUAAAUGCUCCCCCGGCGAUUCACGUUCCAGCCGGGGCUCUCGCGGAUCUGGGAUGGCCUUCUGGGAGCAAAAGCGGCAAGAGCAGCAGCAACAGCAACAGCAGCAGCAGCAACAGCGAUAUCGGAUCAAACUCAGUUAACAAGCCCGUGUCGUCGCUGUAUCGGUCGCGCAAGUAGAUAGAUUUUAAAUCGAGUCAACUGUGGGACAACGGUAACAAAGUUAACGCGGCAAAAUAAUCCAGGGGCGAUUGGUUCGCGUAUUCCGUAUAUAAUGAAAGCACAUGAGACGAGACGGUAGUGGACCCCGAGGAUGGUGGAUGCUGCGAGGAAGAAAUUGAAUUCUGUUUUUACACGCCGCCUAAUCGCUCGACACAUCGCAGUGUCAAGGGAGAUUCUGUUUAAUGUAGAACACUGAAAAAUGUAGAUACAAGUAUAGUUACAAAGAAGACACUAUUAACCCCAUCCUAUUCCAUCGAAACCUUUCGUGUGUAUCGACAGUAUCCACGAUCGAUCAGCGAAAGUACAGGCUAUAAAAUAUAACGCUACGCCGUCGAAGAGAAACGUACCGGAUGUCGCAAGGAAAAGGAAUGACACGGUGAGAGGACCUAGAGACAACCAAUCUCAGGAAUGUGACGUGUGGCAGAAUUCCGUGUGAGGAAAUCAGUAUCUUCGAACGGAAAUCGUGGAACGAAAGAAAAGGAGGAACGUACGGAAUAACAGAUCGACGUACGCGCGGGAUCGAACAAAGACUCGUCCCAACAAGUGUCCUUACGGAUUCAAAAGUUUCCUGCCCGACGUCAUCUUCGUCGCGAAGCGGCGUUGACUGUGUUAUGGAAUGAAUCGAUGCCCGGACGGGGCAUCUAAGUGUCCACGAUCAUCAUCUUCAAUACGAGCAUCAUGACCCCGAUAAUGCGGCUGCUCUUCCUAUCCGCUCUACUGGCCAUACAAUCCUGCUCGACCGUCUGCUCAGCGAGCAGCGAUGGUAAACCUAAUGGCCCGAUCUUUAAUCUAGAUCACACUGUUCUGGAAAAGAACUUAGCGGCAAUCUUCAACAAGGUGGCACAUAGUUCCGCGACCACGAAGCGCAGCGUACCAGCAUACGAUGCACAAGUGUCGGCUAGCACAACGUUGUCGACGGUACCAUCGCCGUUAACCACCAGUACGAUUACCAGUACAACCACCGCUAGCCCGUCGAUACCCGCUAUUAAGUAUCCGGCGGCGCCACGGGCCACGGCAUCGCCCGUCUUUCGGGAUCUGCCGUCGUACGCGCCGCCUUCCAGGGCACUCUUCACGCCACCCCUACCACCGGAGUACCUGCAUCCAUUCGCCGAUAAACCCACACUGCGAGGUACCAACUCGGACGUGCAUACCAACAACAGGAGACCGGUACCGCCACCGAGCUUGACGCCGGCGCACGAGCGGAUACCCAUCCGACCGCCGGAUCUACCUCAGAGUCCUUCUCAAAUACCAGAGAGGCAUCAUUCUCAUACGAGGAUCAAACCGGCAAAUGUGCCCGACAGCAGAGAGCAGAGGCCGAUGGAAUCUGGUGAGGCCGAUCGAAAGAAUGGCACGAACGAUCCUUCGUUCGUGACUCUUCAUUACCCCAGUAUUUCUAGGAUUUUAUCUGGCAGCAACGGCAGGAAACAGGAUAUUCCCGAUAUACUGUUAAAGCCUUUAGCUACGAAAAGUCCGUUGCUGCCGAAUAUUCCUCCUGUCCCAACGACCGAUAAAACUACGUCGCCGCCAAGCACCAUGACGUCGAAAGCGCCCGGCAGUACCGUGGAUCCUUCGAAGAUCGCUGUCACGCAGCCGACGAUCUUCAACCUACCAAAUACUGGCCGACAGGACGACGACGCGUAUCCGCAAGCGCAACCGCCGGCGCCAACGCCAAAGCGACCAGCAAGCGUCGACGAUGACGACGAUGACGACCAUUUGAUACCACACGUCGACACGCAUCCACUUGAAUCUACGUGGCGGAUCGCCUGGUCGCUACACGUGUACGUCGCGGCGAUUAUGUUUACGCUCAUGGCCUUGUAUUCGAUCUACAAGAUCGUGCGUUUCAACGAGGCAACGAAUCUACUCACGCAAUCGUACUUCUUAGCCGUUCAUCUACUGUUGACCACAAUCUGCACUCUGAGGUGCUUUCACCUCUUUUACGACGCUUACAAUCUCGGACAUUCGCUGCCGGAGUCAUUGUCUAGAGUGCUAAUGUACCUGCCGGCACCACUCUUGUCUACGGCAUUUGCCACUUUAAUGUUGUACCUUGCUCGGUGCUCGGAAGCACCAUCGCUUAACAACAACAUCCUCUCGCCUAUUACGCUUGUAUUUUCAUCCACGGUGCACAUUAUACUGUGCGUAUCCCUGCACGUGUCCGCGCACAUGCUCGGCUAUCAGGACGAGGCGAGAAUUCUGCCGCUCAUCUGUCAGUGCAUUUACAUCAUCGUCUGCAUCACUCUAGGUCUAUGCUACAUGUACGUGUACCGCGUGGUGCGUUCGCAGAUUCAUAUAGCCAGCAAUAAAGCAGCCGGCGCAAAUCAUAUGAUGGGCGCCGAUCCUACUACGGUGGCUCUCAGCACUGCCAUCACCACCACUAUUGCCACCGCUCUGUUGUUCAUCCUCAUGGGUCUCGUGCAGCUCUACGGCGUAUUCGGUGUUCAGGAACGUCCGCAACAAUUUCCGUGGCUCUGGUGGGGCUGGCAGUUCUCCGUCAGAUUACUAGAGCUAUCCGUUUGUGGUCUCCUAGCCUGGGUUGCCAGCCUAUCUCAAUAUCCGUUGCGCGAGAAACAGAUGCAGCAACACUCGGCACACUCGGGCUUCGCUUUGUUCCCCUGCGGCAGUUCCACCUCUACGGAAAACAUGGAUGACGUACUCUACCCCGCCAUAUGUAGUACCAACCAAGCGAUUCAAAAUUAUACCAUGAGAACAGGAAAACAAGUCUAUGACGAUAGUUUUCCACUAAAUACUUUGCCCGAGCAUUUGAACAUAUCAGGUACCUUUGAGAGACAUUCCAUCCGCAAGUCAGGUACAAUGGGCCACUUUCCUCACGAAGGUCGGGGUUCCUUAAGUCGCCAUGGAAACGGUAUACAAACUCUAAGGAACUCAGAGACUCGCGGGAGGCAUACGCCUGUACAAGGCCUACACGAACAAGCUCCAACCAGCGGCUCGACGAUGCUAGUCGCCGAGGACGGCUUCGUUAGGUUCCGGAGUCUUGGUGCGGAGGAAGAUGAGCUGUCCGAUACGCAAAGCAUGGUCGGCACUCACGGCAGGGGAAGUUCGCUCGCUGGUAGUGUUAGAUAUAACGCGAGGCAUCCCACAGUACAGCAUCAGCACCCCCAUCAGCACCAACACACGCUGCAACACUCGCAUCCGAGUCAACAUCAAACCCACCACCAACUUUACAACAACACAUAAAGGCUGUGCCAACGCGAUGACUAGAACGUGAUUCUUGUUGACUCGACGUAACGAUUGUCGUCGAUGAAACAGGAUAUAUCGACACUCGCGAGAAUCGUCGCCCUCGCAAACUUCGGUCUAAACUAAUUUUAUCUCGUACUCUAUGUAAGAUAUGUCCUGUGUAUAGACAACCUAAUUGCCAUUCCUGCUCUCCCGCUUUGCAUCGACGUCCGAGCCAAGCCUCUGCCGUACGAUAUCUAUACAUAUUUAUUUUGAUCCUCGAUAAGCAAGUAAAAGUAUACGGCGAACUCGUUUGGGGUUCCUCUACCUAUAUGUGGGUAGUUCAGGGUAUAUUGAAACUUGAUCUUAUAUUAGGCACUUGGUACUUAUUAAGAUUCAUGUGAUUGAAAAAAAAUAAAGAAAUAAUGUGUCUCACUGAAGUAUAUAGGAAAAUGCUUCUCUCUCGGUUUUAUGUUCACUGUUAGUACCGAACACGGCUGUGGAACGUAUUGGAGGAACAAAUGAUUUUAAAUUAGUUCUAAUGCCACAUAAGGAAUUCCGAUGUAUUUUAGCAAACAUACUGCUAUUUAUUCGAUGCCACCUUAUAGAAGACUUCGGCGUUAUAUUGUCCCAGCAGUUUUUAUAACAUUCAUUAUUUUACAUAGUCGUACAUACGUUAAAAAGCAUUUCAAUGACCACCUUUCAAUUGGUACUUGUUCUUCUUUGAAUUUACUAUUGUGACGGAAAUUCGACAUAAAGUCAGCUUUGCGAUCAGCAGGAAGUAUAUUUUUUACAAAAAAAAUUGUACGCGAGGUCCAAACACUCAACUGGGGAAAACAAUUACGAUUCUCAUUCAGGUAUUCCGAGAUUAGGAUAUGAUUGUGUCAAGCUGAAAGCGAUGUUUGUACAGUCGAUGAUAAUUUAUCACUCAGUCCAAUUGUACGAUUUAGUUAGCGGCUAAGAUUAGAUUAAGAAAAUUGCGGGUUACGUUAAGUUUAGCCAUUAAGUUAGGCAAGACGCGACUAAUGUCAACAGGUUUACAUUUAAUAAAUCGAAGGAGAAUAAGGAAGACGUCAAAAAAAAUACUAUUACCGAUUUAGAAUAGAUGACAUAAGUGCGAUUUAAUGUCACACACACACAGGCCAGCAUUUUAUUUUAUUUCUCAGAUUCUAAGGUACAAAAUAGUACUUUUUACCUUUCACUUCGUAUAUCGAUAGGUCGCAAUGUAUAUGUUUAUAUAUGGACAUUGUAAAUAAGGUAUACUGGCUCGUCGUGAGUGAAUCUACUGUUAUGAUUGGAUCCAAUUGGGGUUGGGUUCGAGAUAUUGGAAUUUAUACAUUUCUUGGUUGUAUAAAAAAAGAUGCAAGACUUGUAUUUUAAUUUAUGUCAGAAGCUGUAUUUAUUAUGUGAAACAUUCCACAACAAGUGAUCAGUGUGUGCGCGAUCGAUUUGUGUGGGAUUUUAUUGCAAUUAUAAAUUUACCUAGGCGCUAAAUGAAACGGAACAAAUGUAAAUAAAAGCUUUUUUGCGAAGUCUUACGUUUGUCUUACUUUCGAAUGCGAUUUUAGUCAUUCUAGAUGCAGCAAAUGUACGUAAAACAUACUUCUGAUUUUUACAUUUUUAUAAAAAAAUGAAUUUUAGUUUGAAUAUACCUUCACAGGUUAUUGUGUUCACAUUAUUAAUUUAUA
Molecule: messenger RNA, 6079 nt
Organism: Trachymyrmex cornetzi
Lineage: Eukaryota; Metazoa; Arthropoda; Insecta; Hymenoptera; Formicidae
Exons: 7
Coding region: 1899-4412 (837 amino acids)
Source: RefSeq, a predicted model, not a curated record